UUGUUCCGUUUUCGUUUUCCCCGGCUGUUUCACUUGUAAAUCGCGACUUUAUCGAAUUUCGGUGCAAUCUGCAUUCCUUCUCUGUGAUAACACUUUGUUUUAUUUGGAGGAAAACAAUAAAACAAAAACACACACAGCUCCUUUUACCGUAAUGGCUUCCGAAUGGGAGGUUGUUGGCAAACAGAAGAAACCCCGUAAACAGACGGGCGGUGACAAAAAAACGCAAUCGCAGAAUGCAUCGGAGAGUGCUCCAAAAAUAGAAGAUACGGUUGACAUGGAUGAAAUUUGCUCCCUGUACACUGAUGUGAAGGACGAUCUGCUUGCGAAAUUUAACGGCCUAAAGGAUGCGAACGGGAAGGCCGACCCGAAAAAGACUGCGCCCGUUAAUGGCAAACGAACGGCAACACCUGUACGUGAGCAGCAACCGGGCGGUGGUAACAAAAGCAAUCAGAAGGAACCAGAACCCGCCAAACAAACGGCUCCAUCGAAGCCAACCUAUAGGAAUUUGGAUGCUGCCUUACGUGCGAUCAGUGCCCCCGAUCUGCACUCCCAGCUUACGGCCGUGAACGUGAGUUUCAAGGACAAUCAUUUAAUGCUGCUGAAGGCACUCACUGGAAUACUGAACGAUAAGCUGCGCGUGGACGAAGCGGAUCCCCUGUACAGCAACAAACCGGCAAGCUAUCCGUACAAAUCGAUACCCCAAUCGUUGCGCGACGUCAUCGACGACUGUAUUGCAAAGGCAAACGAGGAGAAUGGGAAAUAUUUCUACGACCUUACGCUAUCCAAUUUGGCCAGUGAUAUGAACAAGGGUUUACCCUAUCUGGGCCACAAGUUAGUACUGCAAGCCAUAGCAAUGCAUUAUCCAGCGGCCUGCGUCAACAAUCUGGCACGCAAUGCAAUCCUGCGAAAUUCGUACCAAAAUCGUACGAAUAUCGGGCUUAACCUGCUGUGGGCUUUAGGUCAGGGCGGGUACAACGAUUUGGACGUGGGUUUAAAGGUGUGGCAGGACAUCAUGGUGCCGGUGAUGGAGCUGAAAAACUACAACCGAUUCACGUGCGAUUAUGUACAGCGAAUCCUGAAGCUGCAUCGUUCACAUAGACUGAAUCUUGGCGGCAGCGAGUUCCUCACCAUUCUUAGCUCACUGACGACGCAACCGAAAGCGUACCGGGAGCUGGAUGAAGCCGCCCAACUGCUGGUCGAGCGGUACGUGUUUAGCGCACCGAAAGCAUCGGCUACCUUCGCGAUGCUGUUCAAGAACAUCUCCUUUAUCACACGUCCGGAAAUGAUUUACUACGGGCUAGCGCUGUGCCUUUUGGAAGAUCCCGAAAGUGCUUCCGUGUGGUUGGGUCUUUACCGAAACAACGUGGAAACGUCGUUCGCAAUACUGAGCUACCUAAAUACUGCGAAUCACAAAUAUUGUAGUAAACUAUUAGGAGAGGAUCACUUUAUAAGGUUUUUAUCAGACGUGGAUAAGCUGAAUGAAGAACUAUUACAGUCAAAGAAGAAAACGGAAGGACUGAAAUCCGUUACGAGUAUACUAAAGGAAGUUCAGGGCAAAUCGAAGAAGAAGCAAUCGUCCAAAGCGAACAGUACAUCUUCUUCCUCGGUGACGUCCGUCCUCUGCAGCUUCCUACUGGCCACAUUCCUGCUGUUUGGUGUUACAGGCGCACUCAUAGGCUAUGACACGUACCGGGCUGGCGGCAAGUUCGAGGCCUCGUUCACCGGCCAAACGCUGAAGCAGGCCGGACUGUUGCCAGCAGUACAGGAUGCAUGGACCUGCACGAUGAAGUACAGUGCCCGGGGCUACAAGUGGGCCGAAGCGAAUGUACCGGUGUACUAUCAGGCUACCAGCAAGGCCCUUGGACCAUACGUAGAAUUUUCGAUAGACUUUGGUAAAGUUCUCUGGAAUGGUACGAAAAAGGGUUUCGCCAAUGCUAAGCUGCUGGUCGAACAGAAGCUACCAGUGGUAGCCGAUUUUAUCGAACAGUAUGCACCGGGACUGCCGAAGAAGAUCGGUGAUGCAUCAUGCGCGUUCUGUGACACCGUGUGCACCUUCGUGUCCAAUGCGUACAAGCACACGUACGAGUUCUUCAAAACACAGGUGUUUGUUGGGAAACUUUCCAUGGAAAGCUUGGGAAAAGCCUUCAACAGUACCCAACAGGCUGCUGCUCUGUACUAUAGUUGGUUCAACGAUCAGGUUGAUUUCUAUGCCAAACUCAAGUAGAACGACCAUUUAAUAGUCAGCAGUAGCAGCAACCACAACAGGAGGAACAACAACAACAACAAUAUCUCUUAACAGCACUCCUUCGACCAUUGACCGGAACCAGCCAGCAGCCGGAAGCGUACCAUCGGGCGCAGUUUGUUUCUAUUGACGUUAAUGCAGUCGAUCGACGGUCUGCGAUCGUUUGUUCGAUUGUAACGUUAUUAGCAUCAUUCGAACCGAUGCAUAAGAGAAAGGAAGGAGCUUUCAAGAAAGGAAAAGAUCAUGAACGCGGCGAAUCAUUAGGAAAAUGCAAAAGUGUGUAAUUGUUUCUAGCAAUAAGAAAAUGGGAUAAAGGGAAAGCGAGAGAGAGAGAGAGACAGGAAGAGAACACAUAAAGUCAUACGUACACAAAAGGAAGGAGAGAAUGAUCAUCUUUCGUUGCAAACUUGGAAGGCUUAACACGAGGCAGCACAAUACUACCAGCGCAGAAAGAGGGAACGAAGAAGGUUCCCUUUUAACACGCUCGGAAGCUGGAUUCGUUAGACCAUGUGUUUGUAUUGGUGUGUUUGUGUGUGUGUGUGUUAAACGCGUUAGUGAGAGUGUCUCAUUCAAUCAAACAUCAUCUUCCACCUGUCCUUGUUGCGUAACUAUUGUACGUUUUGUUUAGUGUUAAAUACUACUGACCAUGGAAGGAAAAUGGAUGGAAUUUAAUUUGAUAGUAAUAGUGGGGGGGUCAAAGGAUCAUAACACAUUUGAAGCGAUAGACCGAUGCGAAAAAUGAUCGUGAAGAAUAAAAGGAGUAAAUAAGCCAUAAAAAACCCAUCUUGUGCGGCUAAAGAGAACAAACAUCAUCAGUCACAGGAAAAGAAAUGCAAAAUCGGGUGGGAUCCCACCAACGGACUCCCCAGAGGUGUGGUCGAAUUCUCUGAUAGACAGACUGCUUUUUUUUACAUUUAUGCUAUUUUUUUCCUAAUUUAAGAACCGAUACUACACAUUGUAAAACAAAUGGAAGUCAAUAAUAUGGGCGCGCGCAGUAUGUUAAAUCAAAGGUUGAUUCAAACAAUAGUUCAUGUAACUCUCUCUCCCACACUCAGUGUUUAGCCGAGUAAGCUCCCGAUCUGGUCACUAUCCCCUUCAUGCCCUCCUUCCCUUAUCCAGCUCAUUCUAAUCUGAAAAAAAUACAUUGGUGCAGCAUGUUACAUUAAAAUUCAUACCACGAAAGCAGCACGGAAAAGAACAGGAAGAGACAUUAAAA
Messenger RNA from Anopheles moucheti, 3458 nucleotides. RefSeq names its product transmembrane protein 214 (gene Tmem214). NCBI's taxonomy places the organism in Eukaryota, Metazoa, Arthropoda, Insecta, Diptera, Culicidae. The record is from RefSeq and is a predicted model, not a curated record. The transcript has 9 exons. Gene Ontology annotation, cellular component: Golgi apparatus; endoplasmic reticulum. The coding region runs from base 152 to 2224 and encodes 690 amino acids.